UUCACUUCACAUAACUUUUCAGAGAGAUUAUCUCUAAAAGCGGAAGUCUUCUGGUAUGAAAGUCUUUCAGUGCAUGCUGAAGGUAUUUAAAUAAUAUACAGUACGUUCCUCUUUGUAUGGCUUGUAAUCAGUGAAGCUUGUCCUCAGUUUAGUUACAAAUCAUGAUUUCCCUCAUACUGCUCCUGAUCAUGCUGUGUCUAUGGGUCAGACUUCAUGAAACCUCUGGACAUGUGUGUGUUGAUCAGCCUGCAAGAACGGAAUCUAUAGAAGGGACGUCGGUCACCAUCCCGUGCCAAUUUUCAUUUCCAGAAACAAAGAACAGCAUUGAGUCUGCAACUUUCAUUGUGAGAGCAUCUGAUGAAAAUUUCUGUAGAGGGGAUGAUAAGAUCAUUUAUAACUCCAGUAUAGUAUUCUUAUCCCCCAAGUAUCAGGGAAGGCUAAAUGUGACAUUCGAUCUAAGACACAGAAAUGCCUCAAUAACCAUAAACAAUGUAAUGCAGGAGGACGCUACACAAUAUUGCUGCCGCAUAGAACUGAGUUUUCUUGAUGGGAAAAAACGGCAAUGGCAAACCCCAGAUGGCACACGGCUUACAGUGAAAGAUAGGAAUGAACCUGGUCUGGAGACAAUACCUCUGAUCUUUGCUGCUCCUGGAGAAAAUGUGACACUUCUGGGCCACUUCACAAGUGACAACCUAACAUCUGCAAGUGAUGUCACCUGUCAUGUAAGGAGGACCGCAGACAGAGGUACUGGAUGUGACCGCGGCAUAAAUAUAGGAGAAUGCACCUAUAAGAAUAAUGCUUUAUAUUUCCAAAUCAACCAAGUUACCAGUGAGGAUAAUGCCUUUUAUUGCUAUCAAGUGAAAAUGUCUACUAAUAAUGAAGAGAAAAACACAUAUUACUAUCUUGGACCACAACUUCUUAUUAUAGGUAAAACAAACACCUUAAACAUCACUCAGACAGAGGAAGUGGAAUUCCAUCAACCUGUUACAAUAAACUGCAGCUUCACUCUGCAACAGACCAAUUAUAUCUUACGAACAGAAGUCUAUUGGAUUUUUGGGGAUGCUAGAGAGAGCUAUGUCUACCAUCCAAACCUGGACUACAUACACCCGGAUUACAAGGGAAAGACCAGAUUGGUGGAUGGAUCUCAUCUUUACCUGGAAGACUUCCAUGGACCAGAUAACACCACCUUCUACUGCCGAGUGAUCUUUAGACAAUGCUUUGGGCGACCAGAAAGUCCAAACCGCAUAGAUACUAUCUCAGAAGAAGGUCCUGGGACACGUUUAACAGUUAAAGUUAAAGAUCCCGAAAAGAUCCCUCAAAAUAAACUAUCGCCAAUAGCAAUAAUCGUACUGUGUGUGGUCCUUGUUUUCCUGGUCAUCUUCAUUUCCUUGGCCAUCUACUUCUCGAAACAAAGAGGUAGCAAACAGAACAGUAUUGGGGAGACAAUUGUUGAGAUCAUAGAGAUAUCAGAUGACCAAAAAGGAGGUUAUGAAAACCCGACAAUGAUUCGAAGACAACAGGAGGGUGAAGAUAUUGUAUACUCUACUGUAAAUCAUUCCGCGUCUUCCAUGCGCAAAAAUACAAAGGGACCUUCGGAGAGACCGCCAGAUCCCGCUACAGAGACUGUCUACGCUGAAGUGAAAAAGAGCUGAAGAAAAAAAUUCAAGUUGUCCUUGCAGAGUGGAGUUUAUUGAAGUUUUCACCAAAUGUAAAAAAAUAAAUAAAAAAUGAAGCCACAGAAGGAACAAACCCCAAAAAAUAUAAAGAA
Rana temporaria (common frog) is the source of this 1768-nucleotide messenger RNA. RefSeq lists its product as uncharacterized. NCBI's taxonomy places the organism in Eukaryota, Metazoa, Chordata, Amphibia, Anura, Ranidae. The transcript is spliced from 9 exons. The coding region runs from base 162 to 1652 and encodes 496 amino acids. The record is from RefSeq and is a predicted model, not a curated record.